Molecule: messenger RNA, 1587 nt
Organism: Colletotrichum paranaense
Lineage: Eukaryota; Fungi; Ascomycota; Sordariomycetes; Glomerellales; Glomerellaceae
Exons: 1
Coding region: 1-1587 (528 amino acids)
Biological process (GO): protein polyubiquitination; ubiquitin-dependent protein catabolic process; positive regulation of proteasomal ubiquitin-dependent protein catabolic process
Cellular component (GO): ubiquitin ligase complex; cytoplasm
Molecular function (GO): zinc ion binding; ubiquitin protein ligase activity; ubiquitin conjugating enzyme binding
Source: RefSeq, a predicted model, not a curated record
AUGUCUUCUUUCACUCAGUCAACUGUUUCUCCCAUCAUGGCGUCAGAGCAGCUUGUCAAGAAGAUGUUGGGCGCAGAUGUAACCUUUGGCCCUGGUCUGGAGGUUCAGGAUAUCGUCAUUCCUCCCACCACUCUCUCCGGGAGCAUCCCCUAUCUCGCCAGCUUCCACGAACACACAUACUCCUCUGUGAUGCUGGCCAACAUUGUCAGACUCCACUGGCGCAACCCCACUGCAACGGCCAUGCUCACGUAUAGUGACGCCUCCAAGUGCCGCGAGGUUGUCCGCCGCUUCAACGACGGAGAAGCUGGAGUCUGCGGGAAUUAUGUUCAGGCGACGUUCCUUACCGGCCAGCGCGGUCCACAGCUUCAGCUCACCAGACUUCCUCUCAAGGCAACCAAGUCGGACAUCACCCAUGAUCUCCCAGCGUCGCUCUAUCCCAGCUGCACCUUCAUUUGGGGUUCCAACGCCAAGCUCGCGCCAGCAGCUCAGCUCCAAACCAUCAAGGACUUGUUCUCUACCCACGGCACCAUCAUCGUAGAGGACCGGAUCAGAGAUCACGGCGACGAAUCUUCCGUCAGACUUAUCUGCGACGAGGAAUCCGACGCGAGACGGAUAGUCAAAGAGCUCAACAACACGGUCCAGAAGUCUGCUGGUAUCAGUCAGUUGUUUGCAGACAUCUGCUUCAACCUGGAGUACUGCUUCCCAGCAAAGUGGCUAGAUCACAUGAAAAAGACAAGAAUCAUCCACCCCACCGACGGAUGGUCCGACACUAUCGACAGAGGGGUCGCAUCCAUCCGAUUCAUCUCCGCGAUCAAGGAAUCCAUCCUCUUCAGGAGAGAGCUUAUGGACUUGGUCAUGCGCGUAUACAUGGACUCUUACGGGGACAACUGGGAUUCCUACAACUUUGCGGAAGGACGGAUGAGAGACUGCACCGACCGCGAGUGUGCCAUUUGCUUCUGCCCUCCAGAGCAAACAGUACGGACCAGCUGCGCCCACAUCUACUGCGCUGGGUGCUACGAGCACACAGUCUCCUCAACCGCAAAGUCCUCAAGCGAGAACGGCAUCAAGUGCUUCGGCGACUCUGGCAAGUGCGGCAAGCCCAUCACACUCCCAGAGCUCGACUCCCACUUGGGCUACCAGGGCGUGGACAAGCUCAUCGAGCGUUCUCUGAGCUCCUACCUGCAAGCCAACACCGCCACCUACCACUGCUGUCCCACUCCGCAUUGCGAGCAACUCUACAAGGUCACUCCCAUGGCGGCAGACAACAAGGGCACCAUCCAGCGCUGCAUUGGCUGUCUUGAGAUCCUCUGCACAUCUUGCCACAUGCCACACGACGACGACGUCACGUGUGACAAGGCGGAGGACCACGUCAAUGCUGAGCUCUUCAAGGGUCUCAACAUCAAGCCGUGCCCCAAGUGCAAGACGCCUGUCGACCGCUACGAAGGGUGUAAUCACCUGGAGUGCAAGUGCGGUGCCCACGUCUGCUGGCACUGCAUGGCGGUGUUCGACAACUCUGGCGACUGCUACAAGCACAUGACGGAUGCCCACAAUAGCAUCUAUGCGGGGCAGGCUCUCUAUGAUGCCUAG